AUGUACCUCUUCGUCGCAGCCUGCGACAACUUCGGCUUGGUCAUCAGCACCGGGAAAACGCCACCCGACGCUGCCUACGUCACAACCAAAAUCAACGUGAACGGCCCCCAACUGCAAGUCGUGGACAACUUCACCUACUUGAGCAGCACUCUCUCCCGCACCACAAAGAUCGACGAUGAAGUGGCCCGCCUAAUCUCCAAAACCAGUUAA
This is a messenger RNA of Spirometra erinaceieuropaei, 210 nucleotides long. The record is from the annotation of a GenBank genome assembly. Lineage: Eukaryota; Metazoa; Platyhelminthes; Cestoda; Diphyllobothriidea; Diphyllobothriidae.